Lepisosteus oculatus (spotted gar) is the source of this 1648-nucleotide messenger RNA. It is a transcript of the gene scrt1a, whose product is annotated as scratch family zinc finger 1a. Gene Ontology annotation, molecular function: RNA polymerase II cis-regulatory region sequence-specific DNA binding; DNA-binding transcription factor activity, RNA polymerase II-specific. NCBI's taxonomy places the organism in Eukaryota, Metazoa, Chordata, Actinopteri, Semionotiformes, Lepisosteidae. Gene Ontology annotation, biological process: regulation of DNA-templated transcription. The record is from RefSeq and is a predicted model, not a curated record.
GCGGCCCUAUAAAUCCCAACAGCUGAUCAACAGACUUCAGAAAUUCAAGACCUUGAAACAGAGAGGUUGCAAGAGAGACUGGGAGCUGUCUAGCUAUUACGUUCUAGGGAGAUUUUUUUUUAUAUUAUUUUUUUGUUCUGUUUGUUUCUCGCAAUCAAGGGAGCAGCGAUCUUCCGCAGUACAACACAUUGAAGGUGAAACGUGCCAAAAAAAACAAAAACUGGAAGGUUUCCAGUUUCAACGCGAAAUAAAAAAAUAUACAUAUUUUAGAUGUACAGUAGUAUCGCAGAGGCAGCACGAAACAGCAACAAGGGGAUCUGUAAUGCGGGAAGCUAUCCGGUGCUGAAUUACACGCGCGUGUCACAAAAGGGAGCUAUCCAGUGCUGAAGUUGCAUUCUUCACAGCGAGAAGAGGUAUUGCAGAACAUAGGCUUGUAGCGAGGACUGCGUUUCCCCUUGUGCUGGUAUUUGAAUUUCUGCACAGCCAGGCCAAACCGCUGUGAACUAGUCUGCAUUCACCGUUGCUAAAAGAGAGACAUUCGGUACAGAACGAGUAUUCUUUUUUUUUUUGUGCAGUAUUUAAAACCAUGCCAAGGUCCUUCCUGGUUAAAAAGGUCAAGCUCGACGAUUUUUCAUCUUCUGAUCUCGAAAGCUCUUAUGGCACAUCCAGGACAGAUCUUAGCGUGCGGCUUCACGAAAAAGGCUACAUUAGCGACUACAUCACCCCGUCUGUGUAUGAUGGCGAAAGCGACAGUACCAUUAAAGUACCCUCUCCUGAUCCCAUCUAUGAUGGUAUACACGGUGAUUACGGCGCGCCAGAUUCAGACCAGCCAGACAGCCCCCAGUCGGAGAUCACAUCUGGUUACAUCAACGGAGACAAUGCUGUGAGUGAAGGUUACACUGUCGAUGCCUUCUUCAUCACGGACGGCAGGUCGAGACGGAAAGUCAUAAGCAGUCCCAGGACCAUACAGCGCCACACUUGCAACGAGUGUGGGAAAACCUACGCCACGUCUUCCAACCUGAGCAGGCACAAGCAAACCCACCGGAGCCUGGAUAGCAAGAUGGCCAAGAAAUGCCCAACCUGCGGGAAGGUCUAUGUAUCCAUGCCAGCUAUGGCAAUGCAUUUGCUGACCCAUGACCUCAAGCACAAAUGUGACAUCUGUGGCAAAGCCUUCAGCAGACCUUGGCUUCUGCAGGGACACAUGAGGUCGCACACAGGCGAGAAGCCCUUCGGUUGUGCCCACUGCGGAAAGGCCUUUGCGGAUCGUUCCAAUCUCCGUGCCCAUAUGCAGACUCACUCCGCUUUCAAGCACUUCAAAUGCAAAAGAUGCAACAAGACCUUUGCCCUGAAGUCCUACCUGAAUAAGCACUACGAGUCCGCGUGUUUUAAAGGCGCGUUCUCGCCUUUGAGUCCGCUUGAAGCAUGACUUCCGUAUCGAAAGAACACACCAGAAACUCAAAACCAGUUCCUUUUGUUUUGUUUUUUUUCCCCCCGUUCGUUCUCCAUUUCCUUCUGGGAACUUGACAAUAGCACACUUUUCUCAGUGUUCUUCAGUGAUGGAAUGAAGAGAAAAAAAAUGGAUUUUUCGCAUGUGCUUUAGAAAGACUAUCGUUUUCCUCCUUCAUUUUCCAGAAAAAAAAAACAGAAC